Messenger RNA from Ipomoea nil (Japanese morning glory), 851 nucleotides. RefSeq lists its product as uncharacterized. Lineage: Eukaryota; Viridiplantae; Streptophyta; Magnoliopsida; Solanales; Convolvulaceae. Bases 75 to 764 code for a protein of 229 amino acids. The transcript is spliced from 4 exons. The record is from RefSeq and is a predicted model, not a curated record.
GAGCAUUCCCUUCAGCCGCCUUUGCAGUUUUUCCAGAUUGGAAAUCCUUGAAUUGGAGGAAUGCCCUAAUCUUAAUGAACUUGUACAACUUCCUCCUAGUUUGCUCAAACUCUCUGCAAAAAACUUGUCCCUCAUUGAGAAAAAUAGAUAUAUCAACUUUGAAAAGACUCAAGGAGCUGUAUAUUCCCAAUUGCAAGAGUUUGAUUGAGCUUCCAGGCCUGGAGAGUCUUAAUUCCAUACAUAGACUUGACAUAACAAAUUGCAGUGCUUUGACUAUUCCUUUGACUGAAAGCUGCUACCAGGCAUAUUCAAAAGAUGGUGAUGUCGAGAUUUGGCUUCAAAUGGUCGGAUCUUUUUUGUAUUGCACUAUACCAUCACUAUUGAGGCGUAAGUUCUUUGAUAUCAUCCAUGGGGGAUUUGAUCCUAAUUACACUUGUGAAGCUCAUAUCAUUGUCAGAAGCAGAACAACUGGUGCUUUGAUUGUAAAGAAAGUGGAGGAUGAUAUUGUGAUCAACACGUCUGAAAGAUUUCAUUUUAGGGUCCGAAUAAAGGUUGGGGAAGAAGUGGAGGUGUAUGCAGUGUUCCAACCUUUGAAGAUAUUUAGCUUGUGUGUAUUACAUAGAAACAUAGAUGGUGAAGUGCGCUUCUUUCCAUGCCCAAAGGGGUUCGUGGAAUUUGUUGAACUAGCAAUAGAUGAUGCCACAGAGAGAGACCAUCCCUUGGCCUCUAAGGAAGAGCUACUUAUACAAUACAAGCUAAGGUAGGAAUUUAGCCACAUAAUUCAAACAUUUAAAUCUAAGGGCCUAGAGUGAUUCUCUCACCCGCCACCUAUUUCCUCUAAUACUCCUCUC